AUUCCGAUUGAUCAAAUCACGGUUUAUCAUCAAUCAAAUAAUUCAUUAAGAAUGCGGCAGAGAGGAAUGGUCUGUUUCCCUGUCUCCUUGAGUCCCAAUCCUCUUUGGGUAAUGCUGGCAGGAAUGUUGCUAAACUGACGCUACAAUGUAUAUGUUGUUCAAAGCUUUAUAAUAAAGUGAACGCUCAGCUUCAUCCAAAACUCAGCUUCCUCCAAACCAAAGGACAGACUUUGCAGGAUGCACUGGUGGAUUUGUUAUUUUGCUCUUUUAGGCAUUGUGGCAGAGACAGCUCCCAGCCCGUUGUUUCAAUGGCCUUUGGGUGACAAGUCAGGAUUGCUAGAAGUUCUCUCGCAAGGUCCUAGCAUGCAGAAGCCGGGAAAUCACUGUUUUCAUUUCGGAGACAAUGACGUAAACAUUCCGUAUCAAGCUAUAAGAAUAGAAAGCCCUACAACCCCACAUCUGUCGGUACUGUUAAACGAACAAAACUCAUUUCGAGACCUCGCAAUUUCCAUGUACAUCAGAUCCUCAGGCAAACCAAAAGGAACCAUUCUUCAGUACAAUUCAGACUCUGCAGAGAAAAUUCGAGUCGUCUUUGAUCCACUCGAGGGUUUUGCGGUCAUUUCGUUCCGUGAUGAGUACGACAUUCCGGCAGGGAUCGUGGUGGCUGAUGGGAUUGCUGUCCCCGACACGUGGACCCAUGUGAUCUUUCAGAGAGCGUACAAGACAGGUCGGAUCACUGUUUACGUUAAUGGAGAGAGGGUCGUAGACGAGGACGACGAAUUUCAAGACGAGGUCUCACUUCCGGCGACCGGUCAGUUGUUUCUAGGAAACACCGACCCACCGAACUCCGAGGGUGACCAGCAGUUUGAAGGCUUCAUUUCUUGUCUCCAGAUAUUUACACACACACUUAAUCCAAAAGACAUCAUAGCCACGCAGAAGUUUUGUCUUCCAGAGCAGUGGAACCUUGGAUAUCAAGUCAAUUUUGUACGGGAAAAUGAGAAAUCAAGAAUUCGAUGUGAAACUGUGAAUCCGGAUUCAGCUUCAAAAUACAAGAUCAUAACAAUGAGCCACUUGGUGAACGAAAAAAAUUGGAGAGAUCUCAAAGAUCACUUCCGGUGGGAACAAAGCGGGAAAUCUGAUGGAUAUUUUCGGUUAACUGAAAACAAGAGGGCGCCAUUACCAGGGACACUUACUAUUGGCAACGUCAAAGUUGUGGAUCUGAAAACAUGUGCGCGCCUCUGUAUUCGUGUAGGUGGGUGCAUGGCAUUUGCUUUCACGACAUCAGGUUCUGAUGUUAACAAAUGUCUGCUGUUUGACGUCAUUCCUGUGCCGUUGAUUAUGCAGUCAAACGUCAAGUUUUUUGUAAAAAAGGGAGUCACUUACUAGGGAAUUUAUAUAACUGAUCUAUUAAAAUUAAAACAGAAGUUGACCAGUCACCUGAGUGAGUGAAUUUCUAUUCUGUUGUCAUUUCAAAGUUUA
Molecule: messenger RNA, 1479 nt
Organism: Magallana angulata
Lineage: Eukaryota; Metazoa; Mollusca; Bivalvia; Ostreida; Ostreidae
Exons: 3
Coding region: 238-1386 (382 amino acids)
Source: RefSeq, a predicted model, not a curated record